Esox lucius (northern pike) is the source of this 2868-nucleotide messenger RNA. It is a transcript of the gene tcf25, whose product is annotated as transcription factor 25 (basic helix-loop-helix). The transcript is spliced from 18 exons. The coding region runs from base 139 to 2169 and encodes 676 amino acids. Gene Ontology annotation, cellular component: RQC complex. Lineage: Eukaryota; Metazoa; Chordata; Actinopteri; Esociformes; Esocidae. Gene Ontology annotation, molecular function: protein binding. The record is from RefSeq and is a predicted model, not a curated record.
UUAUUUUUCAAUAGCGAAUCAGAUUUCUUCUGGCAUGUGGAUUUUGGUCUCAUUUUGUUUAUGUCAGGAGCUCAUCUGUCAAGUCCACUGAUAUACCAUAACCGAGCUUCCUGAAAACUUAGUGAACAUUUCUUGAAUAUGUCGAGUCGUGCUCUGCGGAGAUUAAAGGGAAAACAGCGGGGGCAGGAGGCCCUAGACCUAGGGGAUCUUGUUCCAGAUGAGCAGGCUGUAGAGGUUGAGGAAGAGGAGAAACUAGAAAAUGCUCUUAUCCAGCCUUCUAAGAGCAGCAGCCGGAAAGCAAAGAAUAAGAAAAACUUGACCAACAUUUACGAACUGAUAUGUGAUGCAGAGCAUGAAACAGAGAAUUCUAUGACUGAUGAAGACAAAGGAAAGCCAGAAGAACAGAACUGUGAUGUAGGCAAGGAGAAAAGUGACAGCGGGGAGACAGAAAAAAGAGAUCCACAGCCAGAGACAGUGGCUGCAAAGCCUGAGUCCAGAUAUAAACCAAGCAAGAAAAAGAAGAAAAAGAAAAAGAACACAAUUGGAGAAAAACAGGUGGCGGCUGGGGAUGACAUCGAUGCGUUGCUGGAGACCAUAGGGCAGUCUAAUGGACUGACCCUGCAGAGUGAGGGCGGUGGGGGUUCAGACAGGCCGAUACUCUAUGUGGAACACAGAAACCUAAAUCCUGAGACGGAGUUGAAGAGAUACUUUGGAGCUCGGGCAGUUCUUGGUGACCAAAGACCUCGACAGCGACAGAGACAUUUCCAUCGCAGCACCUGGCUUACCGUCCUGAAAGACACCUGGCCACGCUUCAGCCGUCCAGGUAUCUCAAUGACCCUACUGGAGUCCAAGGAUGGUCAACAGUACUUCACCUUUGAGCACAGCCGGGACUACCAACAGGUCCAGUUCAAGUUCCUGGACGCUGUGGAGUCGAUGGAUCCCAACAACAUUGUGGCCCUGCUCCAGCUCAAUCCCUACCACAUUGACUGCCUGCUUCAGCUCUCUGACGUCUGUCGCAUACAGGAGGACCAGGAGAUGGCCAGGGACCUGAUUGAACGGGCCCUAUACAGUUUUGAGUGUGCGUUUCACCCUGUGUUCAGCCUGGUUUCAGGAACCAGCAGGCUGGACUACCGGAGACCGGAAAACAGGGCGUUCUUCUUGGCUCUUUAUAAGCACAUGAUGUUUCUGGAGAGGAGAGGAUGCCCACGGACGGCCCUGGAAUAUUGUAGACUCCUCCUAAGCCUGGACCCAGACAGGGAUCCACUCUGUAUGCUGCUGCUCAUUGACUUCCUCUCAUUGCGCUCGCGAGAGUACAGCUAUCUCCUCCGACUGUAUCAAGCCUGGGAGGUGCACAGGAACCUGUCCCAGCUUCCAAACUUUGCCUUUUCUGUUGCUCUGAGUUGCUUCCACUUGAGCCAGGAAGAGCAGACAGAGUCAGGGGAGAGAGAGAAGCUCAAACAGAAGGCCGACCUCCUGCUGCAGAACGCUCUCAUCAUGUUCCCUGGAGUGUUGAUGCCUUUGUUGGACCUGUGCACAGUCCAGCCAGAUGCUGCCGUGGUGUCCCACGUCUUCUUCGGACCCAAAAGCCAGCUGGGGCAGUCCCCUGCCCUCGCCGAGCUGGUGUCUCUGUACGUGGGACGGACUCACACCCUCUGGAGGGAAGCAGGCGUCCUGCUGUGGCUGGAGGAGUGUGUGAGGGAAGUGUUACAACGAGUUGACAGCAAAGACCCCCUGGUGGAGGACUGCCAAAACAAGAGGAAGCAGAGGUACCAGAAUGCCCCCCGGAACAUCCAUCGCCAUGUCAUCCUGUCUGAGAUUAAAGAGGCCACCUCUGCUCUGCCCCUGGAGGUGACCACUCAGCCAGUGAUGGGCUUUGACCCUCUUCCACCGCUGGACUCUUUGGCUUCAUACACCCGUCCUGAGAGGCAGAGUGUGAGGGCCUCCAGUGAGAGCACCCUGUCGCUGUUAUUCCGCUCUCUGCUGCCAAACUUUAACUUGCAGGGUGAGCCGUUGCCGCCGGAUGACCUGGAAGUUGCUCAGGCAGGUCGGGAUCUGAACCAGGAAGUGAAUCGUCUGAUGGUGGCCAUGAGGGAUAUGCUGGCCAACAUUCAGUUUCAGGAGCCACCAAGAGAGGACAACCCAGACAGAGAUGAGGGAGAGUGGGACUGAAAGGGACGACGACAGAGAUGAGAUGAAGAAAGAAUGGGACUGAGGAGAACUGGGAGUAGGUGAAAGGAGAGGUGUGGGAUUGAGGAGGAAUGGGAGGAGGUGAAGGGAGAGGAUAUAGAGAUGUUGGUCUGGUAAAGAACAAAGUAGGGAAAUUAACGUAAUUAAUAGACAGGGAACCUAGAGUUGGUUGAGUUGACUGUGGAUGGAAAAUGGCUGGAAGGAUCAGGAGGAUGGAGAAUUUGUGAUUUACUCAUCAAAUACACAGGAAGGUAUCAAUAACAAACAGAUUAGGUAAACACUGUAAUCUUAAAGAAAUGGCAGGUUAUCUGUAUGACAAAUUGAAAAAUAACUUUCCCUUUUCAAUAUAGGCACACUGAUAUCAACCUCUCUGCGUCCUUCUACAGUCAGGCAGUCCAUUAGCACUCUCUCUUUCCUUGGUCCUGUUCUCUCUACUCAGGAAUGUUCUUGAUUCUGAUCUAGAAGAUGAGGAGUCUGUUAAUCAAAGCAAUUGAUAUUUUGUUGUAUCAAACUGUUAAUGAGAAAUGCCACAAAGCUACAGUAUAUCUGAAAUGUUUAUCAUUUCUGAUUUAAUUAAUUCAAUCACGUUAUACUCACAUUGACCAUCUACUGCCAUAUGGGUUGAUGAGAGACAGAGAAAAUGCUUAUGAUUGUCUGAUUAAAGUCUGACUUGUACAACAA